AUGACAGACAACAGAAGAACGUUUAUUCUUCGAAUUGCUUCACAUUUGGUCAGUUUGAACCUGAAUGAGGAGAAAUUGCCAAAUUUGGAAGCGCUGAAACGAUUUUGUGAUACUGAAGAACAAAAUUUGGUUAUCAGUAGAACUGAUAACGUAAGUGACUAAAAUAUUUCGAAAAUUUUUUUUUAAACCAGUAAAAACUUUCUUUACAACAUGUUUUUAGAAAGGGCACGUUGAAGUUGUGAACGAUCCAAAAACGGCUUCAGAAUCCUAUGUUUAUCGUGUUGUGUUCUACAAGUCUAGCCCAGAACUUUUGUCAAAUGACAAUUUUAAAAAAGAAAUCGAAGUUUUGACAGCCAAUAACAAGGAUGACUCUAAGGCAUUACUGGGAACAGUACGACAGAUCUACGGCGACAUUAUACCUAAUGGUCACAGUGAUGUUGUUAAUGGAAAUGUUGUUAAGAAUAGUAAGUUGUUGUUUUUUUAUUGGUACAAAAAGUAUUUCAAGUUUAAAAAUAGGUAAAUUUAAAAAUUUUUCAAAAUUAAAAAAAAUUAUCUUGCAACUCCAACAACUUCAGCAACUUUUUUCAGCAACAAACGCGGACUUCAAGCUAGAGCUACAGAAGUUAGAACAGCAACAUGGCGAGAUGGUAGAGCCGUUGAUUGAGAAAUACGACCAGUUGAAUCAAUUAAGCCUGCCUGAAGUCGCGGAAUUCGUCGAAGCGGCCGAAUACGUGGUCGAUAAUCUAUGGACAACAUCCGAAAAUGGGUUUUCUCAGUCGAAAAUGAAGAACCUACUCGAUAUGAUAGGUAAGUGUUAUUGUAAUACAAAAAAGUUUUUCAGUUUUGGGCCGGUUUGAAUAAAGUAUUUUAUUUUUUGUUCUAUUUUAGAUAGUUUUUUCUAAUUUUCAUGCUGUUUUUAAAAUAAAUAUUAGGUUCCUUUGUGAAUUUUAUAACAUACUCUUUCUAGAACUCCCUUCCAAAUUCCAAAAAAAUUUUACUUUUUCAAAUUAUUUUUAACAAAAUUCCAUAGUUUUUCGACAUUAUUGAACAGGUUUUUCCCGAAAUACCCCGGUUUUUCUUUAAAUUUAGCAGCCUAAACAAGCAAAUUUUCUAAAUUUUACGUAAUGUAUUGGAAAGCCCAUUCUUUUUUACAUAUAUAAAUCUAUUUUUCACAAUUUUAAAUUGAAAUGCCUUUUAUCUUUUGACGGAAAAAAGUAUAAAAAUACCCAAAAACGGGCCCUUUUUCCGUCUCUCCUUCCCAAUCAAAUUGCCUUUUCUUUUUCGAGACGAGCAAGUGUGGCCGCCAUAGCUCAGUCGGUUAGAGCGUGGGUCUAAUAAGCCCAAGGUCGCAGGUUCGACCCCUGCUGGCGGCAAGUUACUUUUUUUAUUUUUUCGUAACUAAGAUAACAUUGUUUAUACCGUUUUUAAUAUCUAGACAUUUGUGAAAAUUGUUUGUGAGUAAUUUUUGAUUAAAAUCUGGAGUUAUAAUAUGAAUGUCUUAUUUUAGCAAAAAUUAUUAAAAAAUGCGGAAAAUCAUCAAGAAUUAAAAAAGUUUUCAUAGUUUUUUGCUAUUUUAAAUAAAACUGUAAAUUUAAAUUUUUUCAGCAAUCGAAAUCUGCCAAGCCCUAUCAUCUCGACUAUCAAUUCCAAAUUUCUGGACAGAUCCGGCCGGUACCGACCAUCUGGAGACCUCCAUCUCAAUAUGUUCCCAAUGGCAGUUGUCGAUAAAGCUGUUUACCACCCAAAAUUGGCCAAAUAUUUCAAACGAAUGGAGCGGCCAAGAGCAUCGUACGAAAGCGUUGGAUCAAUAUCGAGUCAGAUUGGUCGAGAUUCAGUCGAUUCGUCGUUUAAUCGACCAGUUGAGUCGAAUGAAGGAGAGUAAUGGUUUGGACAAGCGACUGGUUGAUAAUAUUGUGACGAUUGUUGGCAAGGACAAUCUAGUCCGGUUUGGAGAUGAAGAGAAUGCUGGUGAGAAGUUGAAACGGGUCGAGAGUGUGGUUGAUGAGAAGAUAAAGCAAGUUCUGCCUCAAAUUCAAAACAAGCUGGCUAAUGCGUUGGAAGACAUGCCAAUUAACGUGAGUUGGUUUGAAAGUGACAUUUGGGGUUAUAAAUGUACUCCUAGGCUUAAAUUGAGUUUUUUGGGUUAUAAUGGCAAAAAAUAUUAGAAAACGUUUUUAGGCUUAUAAGUGAGAUUUUGGACUUAUAAAUUAAAUUUUAGGCUUAAAUUGUUAUCUUAGGCUUAACAACUUGUUUUUGGCAAACAUUGUUAGUUUAGGCUUAAGAAUGUAAUUUUAGGCUUAAAUUGGCAUAUUAAGGUUAAAAAAUUUGAAUUUAGGUUUAAAAUGCCAUUUUAGGCUUAAGAAUGUAAUUUUAGGCUUAAAUUGUCAUCUUAGGCUUAACAAUCUGAUUUUAGAUUUAAAUUUUUAUUUUAGGCUUAAAAAAUUCAUUUGAAAAGAAAUUUUUUUUUAAAUAUAAAUAAAAUAUAAUAAAAGGCUUAAAUUUUUUUUAGGCAGUGACAUUGGUCUACAAGUUCAGAGAAAUAUUAUCAAGACCAGGAGUCAAAUCUAAACUUCAGUCCAUAAGGUAGGUUCACCUUUACAUACUUUAUCAUCAGCAAGGGCGGGGAAGGGGAAUUCUACAGAUCGUAAAAAAAUUAAAUUUCGUAUUUUAGAGAGACAUUAUUCACCAAAAUCACCGAAUAUUUUCGGUUGAAACGACGUGUUUUUGAAGAUGGCAAAAGCGACGGAAAUCACUUUUCGAAUUCAAGGUACUUGACUGAAAUUGGGGCUAAAAUCGUCUAUGUCAGAUCGAAUUUGGUACAGGUAAGACUUUAUUUUAGCAAGCACUUUCUUUACAAAACAAAAAAUGGCAAGAACUUUCUUUACAAAGCAAAAAUGGCAAGAAAUUUCUUUACAAAACAAAAAAUGGCAAGAACUUUCUUUACAAAAUAAAAAUUGGCAAGGACUUUCUUUACAAAACAAAAAAUGGCAAGAACUUUCUUUACAAAACAAAAAUGGCAAGAAAUUUCUUUACAAAACAAAAAAUGGCAAGAACUUUCUUUACAAAACAUAAAAUUGCAAGAACUUUCUUUACAAAAUAAAAAUUGGCAAGAACUUUCUUUACAGGACUUAAAAUAUAAUUAAUCGUAUAACUUGUCACCCGCAGUUUGCAAAACGCAAGAAUUAUUUAUUUUGUAGUAAAAUUGCAAGUACUUUCUUUACAAGCUCACCAUUUAAAAAACCGCAAGAACUUUCUUUACAAAACACAUAUUGUUUUUAAAAACGCAAGGACUUUCUUUACAAUCCUUUUUUAGUUCCAGCAAAUCGAAAAGGUGUGUCUCUCACUCUUCAAUGAUCUCUCGUCGUUCUCUCAAUUCGACCGUGACCUCAAGGGCUUUAUGGCCGAGAUUCGACAGUUUGAAAUCGACCAAUUUGAGGCUUGGACCAAGGAAAUAAUGGCAGAUAUUGAGGAUCCGAACAAUUCGAUUGCACUGCAAACGACCGGUCGAUUAAUGAAACUGGACAAGGCCAAGGGAGUAUUGACGGUGAACUUCAGCGAUCGACUGGUCGGGCUGGUGCGAGAAGUGGCACAGUUGAGCAGUUUGGGCUUCAACGUGCCCAGGAAGAUUCAACAGUGCACGAGAACGGCCGAACAGUUCUAUCGUUAUGGCAAUGUGCUUAAACAGGUGAGUAUGGGGGUAGAAGGGUAAUAAAAGGGGUAGGGGUAGGGGUAUUUAAAGUUAAUUUAAAAAUAUUUUAGGUAGCCCACUUCUACAACACGAUAGAACAACAGAUGUUACCCUGCCAACAAGCUAUGAUGUUAGAGGAAGCUUUGCGGUUUGAUCGACUGGUAAUGCCAAAAGGUAACACUGACGGCACGAAUAUCACUUGGGACAAUCCAAAAAAGCUUCAAGAUUACAUUGAGGAGCUCCAGAAGGCAGCUGGUGCUUUGACCAAUCAUAAUCGGUAAGUUUUUUGAAAAAUCAAUAAAUUUUGUGACACUUCGUCGAAAACCAAUAAAAUUUGUGACAUUUCGUUUAUUUAAAAAAAGAACAGAAAAUAUAACUUUCUUAUAAGUUUCUUAAAUAAAGAUGUCAAUUUUUCGAAAAAUCAAUAAGUUUUGUGACACUUUGUCAAAAACCCGAUAAAGUUAGUGACACUUCGUCUACUUUUAAAUUUCAGUCAAUUACGAAAAGCCCAUAUGGAUAUAUGUUCUCGAGUCCUAAAACUUUUGGAAUCCGACUUUUUGCGCGACGUUUCCCAAUGGAACGGCGCUGUCGCGGCCGUAAGGAAAGUUUUUGCGGAUCAAGAGCUAAAAGUGGCCAACGCGGCCAAUAUGCGGCCAUGGGCGAUUCAUUGGGACAAACAACUUUUCAAAGUGUUGCAACUUCAUUUUUACUUUUCUGUUCAAAAUAUUCAGAGUCUGAUUGGGCCGACCCAUGUACAAUUGGUGCUACGGUAAGUGGAAAGAAAGUUCUUGCCAUUUUUUGGUUUCUAAAGAAAGUUCUUGCCAUUUUUUGUUUUGUAACGAAAGUUCUUCCUAUUUUUUGUUCUGUAAAGAAAGUUUUUGCCAUUUUUUCUUCUGUAAAGAAAGUUGUUGCCAAACUUUUUGAAAAAUUUAAAUAAUAAUAUCUAUUUUUAGCGACCAUACCUUAACAUUGAGACCAUCUUUUCACGAAACAAAAGUCAAGUUCUAUGUGGAAUUACAAAAGUUCUUCACUGUGCCAGCCCAGCUAAUGAGUGUUCAGGCGGUUGGAAACGUGAGCUUUUUUUUAAAUAAUUUUGAAACAAAAUUAAAGAAACUUUUCAAAGUUGUACUAUUGGUACACUUUUUGUAUCAUUAGGAUACUUUUAGUACCAUUAGUAUUAACUUUUAAAACUUUAAAUCAUUAUUUCAAAGUACUUUUUCAAUAUGGCACAACUGGUACACGCAGUGGUACUACUGUUAUGCUCUUUGGUGCUAUUAGUACCAAUUUUUGAAAAUCUUGUAAGGUUUUAAAAAACCGCUUGCAAAGAAAUGUUUUAAAACUGGUAAUAAUAGGAUUUUGUGAAACAACUAGUACACUGUUUGGUACCAUUGGUACUAUUUUGUAAAACACUUAAAAAUUACAUUUGCAAAGCAACUUUUUAAAGUAAUACUCUAAGUACAUUAUUGGUACCACUGGUACACUUUUUAGGUCAUUAGUACCGCUUGUUAACAAUUUUGAAGAAAAUAAAAAAAAUGUCUUUUAUUCAAAAAAUUUUUAUAGUACUAAAAAUUUACCAACUUUCGGAUCAAAAUUUCAUUUUUAUACCUAAAAUUUCAAAAAAUCUUUAUUAAUUUUAAAUCUUUUUAGAAGUCCCAAAGCCCAUUCGCAACAGUACCACUCUUAAAUGUAGCCAAAUUCCCUCAAAUUUACCAAAAUUUGGAAAAAUAUUUCGAAGAGUUAAGCCAAAUUUAUCAAAAAUUCGAAGAUUGGGAAUGGCUAAGCAAAAUCGACCUUGAAGAACUGGUCGAUAAAGAGUUUACGACCGCUUCUCAAUGGGAAAAACAAUUGGUACAGUUGAGGGCGAAGCAGAGGAAGGUUGAUGAGAUUGAGAAGUAAGUAGCCUGUUGUUAUCCUAGCUCUUGCCUUGGCCUUGGUCUGGCCUUUCACUGGCCUUGCCUUGGCCUUGCCCUGGCCUUGACCUGGCCUUGCUCUGGCUUUGCUCUGGCCUUGCCCUUGCUUUGACCUGGCCUUGCUCUGGCCUUGCCCUUGCCUUGUCCUGGACUUGCCUUUCUCUUGCUCUUUUUUUCCUUACUCUACCUAAAGCCAUUUUUGCACAGUCUUAAAAUUGCAAUAACUUUCUUUCCAGUGAAAUAACCAUUGGCCCGAUUGUCGUAUCUUUGUUGUCCUUCAAGAAUUCACUAAACUCGAUGUUAAGACGAAUGAAUGAAACAUUAAAUUGGACUCUGAAAAACUCGAUCAACCAAGGAAUUCAAACAUUGAGCAGUACCAUCAAGAAUGGUACCGACUUGCUGGCUGUGAAACCAGAAACAAUGCAAGAUAUUGGGGAAACCAGCAAGAAUUACGUCGUUUUGAAGAAGGAGUUGGGUACUGUAAGUUACUGUGUUAUUUUUUGAUUGUUUUUGAGAAAGGCGAUGGGAAAAAAAGGGGGGGGGAGAGAGAAGGAGAGGUGGGGUGAUUGGAAUUAUUAUGGGUGGAUAAAAAAAUAAAAAAAAUUUUCAAAAAAUAAUUUUUUUAUUUAAUUUUAAAAUUUUUGAAAUUUUGAAAUUUUUUUUCGGUUUAGUCAUUAUAGUCAGACCUUGCCAAAGGUCAUAAUAACGGUUUUUAAAAGUCCAAGCGAAUGUGCUAAGCCCAAGGUCGCAGGUUCGACCCCUGCUGGCGGCAAUCCACUUUUUGCAAUUUUUAUUGUUUGAACGACAUUGUUAUUAUGAACUCUACAUUUCAAGCCUUUUUAAAAGUUGGUAAAAUACAAAAUUUUAUACAAAAUGUUAGUUUAUUUUAAUAAUAAAGAGCAAAAACGGCAGAAAGUUACGAAAAUCGAUUAAAACGAGUACAUUUUGCCAUUUUUAAUGUGAUAUUGUACUAAAAAUCAGGUAUCUGAUCAAAAUACCUUGCAUCAGCUUUUUUAUUGACAUGUGCCUUGUAAAAAAUUAAGUUUUAAUUUUAAAACUGGGCUGUUUUCAAGAAAAGAAAUGGUCGUUUUUGCUAUAUAAACACACUGAAAAGGGAUCAAUUCUUUUUGACGCGACCGGAAAAAGUUUUUUAAAUGCCAUUUUUAUCUCACCUAUGGAUGUGAAAUGUAAAAUACGGCAAUUAUAGCACUCAGACUACUUCUCUCGGCUAAACGACCAAAACGCAUUGCUUCGGCGAUGGACUGGCACGGGCGUGGGUGAUUUAAAUCAAGUUGCGAACGACUUCGAACGCUACCAAAACAUGUUGGAGAUGUUCGACGAUGUGAUUAAAGAACAGGUUGAUAACAUGAAGGCCAAUAUUGCUGAUCGAAUCAAACAACUUACGAAUGAUGCCGAGCUGGUUUAUGCUCAUUGGAAGCAGUUCAAACCGACCGGCGAUGUUUUAUCGACCGACAAUGAUGGAUUGGCCAAGAACAUUGGGUUCAUUAGGGAAUGUCAGAAGAAGUAUGAUGGCUUGAUUGAACAGUAUGAGAAUUUGAGGUAGGAUAAUAUUUUUCUUGAAAAAAUUUUGGUUUUAUAAUAUCCAAUAAUUUUUGUGACACUUCGUCGCAAACUUAAUAAAGUGUUUUGGCAUUUUGUGAACGUUUUAAAAAGUUAAAAUUUAGCUAUUCUAUUCACCUUGUGAUAAGGAAAUCACGUUUUUAAAAUCCAAUAAUUUUUUGUGACACUUCGUUUCAAAAUCAUUAAAAUCGUUGACACUUUGUCAAUGUUUUUAAUAGCUCAAAUAUAAUGUUUCUGUAGACUGUUUUAAUAAGGAAAUCACGUUUUUAAAAUCUAAUAAUUUUGUGACAUUUCGUCACAAAAUCAAUAAAAUUAGUGACAUUUUGUCAAUUUGUUUAAAAGUGAUGGUAUUAUAAAUAAUAACAAAACUUAAAAGAAAAUUUGAAUUUCUAUAAACUUUUUGACCAAAAAAAUACCUUUCAGAAAUGAUUGUGAGAACUUCGAAUUACCACCAGUCGAUAUUCACGUUAUGGAAGAGAUGAAGAACGAUUUGGGCGCGACGGCCGAACAUUACCAAAUCUACGAGGAAUUUGAUUCGGAACUUAAAAAAUUGGGCGAAACCGAGUGGAUCUUGUUUAGGUAGGAACUUUCCUUACAAAGUCAUUUUUAAAGACCGCAAGAACUUUGUUUACAAAAUUAUUUUUAAAAACCGCAAGAACUUUCUUUACAAAAUCAUUUUUAAAAGCUGCAAGAACUUUCUUUACAAAAUCAUUACUUAUUUUUAAAAACCGCGAGGACUUUCUUUACAAAAUCAUUAAUUAUUUUUAUAAACUGCAAGAACUUUCUUUACAAAAACUUACUUUUAAAAACCGCAAGAACUUUCUUUACAAAAUUCAUUUUUAAAAACCGCAAUAACUUUCUUUACAAAAUUUAUUUUUAAAAACCGCAAGAACUUUCUUUACAAAAUUUAUUUUUAAAAACCGCAAGAACUUUCUUUACAAAAUUCAUUUUUAAAAACCGCAAGAACUUUCUUUACAAAAUUUAUUUUUAUAAAACCGCAAGGACUUUCUUUACAAAAUCAUUAAUUAUUUUUAUAAACUGCAAGAACUUUCUUUACAAAACUUACUUUUAAAAAACCGCAAGAACUUUCUUUACAAAAUUCAUUUUUAAAAACCGCAAUAACUUUCUUUACAAAAUUUAUUUUUAAAAAACCGCAAGAACUUUCUUUACAAAAUUUAUUUUUAAAAAACCGCAAGAACUUUCUUUACAAAAUUCAUUUUUAAAAACCGCAAGAACUUUCUUUACAAAAUUUAUUUUUAUAAAACCGCAAGAACUUUCUUUACAAAAUUUAUUUUUAUAAAACCGCAAGGACUUUCUUUACAAAAUCAUUAAUUAUUUUUAUAAACUGCAAGAACUUUCUUUACAAAAUUUAUUUUUAAAAACCGCAAUAACUUUCUUUACAAAAUUUAUUUUUAAAAACCGCAAGAACUUUCUUUACAAAAUUUAUUUUUUAAAAAACCGCAAGAACUUUCUUUACAAAAUUCAUUUUUAAAAACCGCAAGAACUUUCUUUACAAAAUUUAUUUUUAUAAAACCGCAAGGACUUUCUUUACAAAAUCAUUAAUUAUUUUUAUAAACUGCAAGAACUUUCUUUACAAAACUUACUUUUAAAAGCCGCAAGAACUUUCUUUACUAAACCCAUUUUUGAAAAAACCGCAAGAACUUUCUUUACAAAAACUCAUUUGUUUGAAAAACUGCAAGAAUUUUCUUUACAAACCUCACUUUUUGAAAAACCGCAAGAACUUUCUUUACUAAACCCAUUUUUGAAAAAACCGCAAGAAUUUUCUUUACACUUUGUUUUUUAUUUUGCGCAUCUAUCGUAUAACAUGUCUUCCGCAGGCUGCAACCCCUUUAUCUAUUCUAAAAUCGCUUAAUUUUCAGAAAUAAAGCAUACCUGUUUGACGAAUUCCUGCUAGAAUGGUCGGCCAAGCUUACAAAUCAACCGGUAAAUCCAAUCGUGGUCCGGCUUCAACGUCAAAUCGACCAGAUGCAAGAGUUCGCCAGCUGCCUCAAGUACUGUCGAGGUGAGAGCUUAUCAGUCCAACAUUGGGCCGAAAUGUUUCGAAUCCUCCGCUUACCUAAGGGCAUUCAGCUCGAACAGCUCGUGUUCAACGACCUGAUCUCGGUUAGGGAGAACGUCGUGAAGAAUGUUGAGGUAUUGAAAGAACUAAGCUCACGAGCUCAAGGUGAGGCGGCGAUAAGAGAUGCGCUUCAAGAGUUGGAGUUGUGGGCCGCUCAGGCCGAGUUUGCAUUGACGGACUAUAAACAUUCGAAUGGACAGACGAUUAAGAUUGUCAAGGAGUGGAAGGAGCCGGUUUAUCAGGUAGGAUAAUAUAGAUAUUGAUAUAGGUUUAAAACAUGAUUUAGGCUUUGAUUUUAGGAUUAGAAAUCGAUUUUAGGCGUAAUAUAUGAUUGUAGGCUUAAGAUGAGUCUGAAAUUUUUAAAAUUUGAUUUCAGGCUUAAAAUAUGAUUCUAGGUUCAAAAAACGUUUAUUAGGCUUAAAAAUGAUCUUAGGCUUAAAAGUCGGUUGCUACACUUAACAAUUGUAUUUUAGGCUUAUAAAUCUCUUGGGUUUUAAAAAACCGUUAUAGACUUACAAAUUUAUUUUUAGGCUUAAACUAUGAUUCUGGGCUUGAAAGUUGGUUUUUAGGCUUAAAAUCUGAUUAUAGUAUUAAAAAUUUAGCUUUAGGCUUAAAUUACAAUACUAGGCUUAAAAAUUAGUUUUUAAGCAACAGGAUUUUAGGCUUAAAACUUAAAUUUCAAGCUUAAAGUGGUAGUUUAGGCUUAAAAAUAACUUUUUAGGCUUAAAAAUAACUUUUUAGGCUUAAAAAUAACUUUUUAGGCUUAAAAAUUGAACUUUAACUAAAAAUUAUAAUUUAGGUUUAAAAAAUGAUUUUCAGGUUUAAAGAUCAUAUUUAGGCUUAAAAAGAAAAUUUUAGGCUUAGAAUAUUGUUUUUAAUAUUUAAAAGUUUUAGGAAGGCAUUUUAGGCUUAAAUUUGAAAAAUACAUUUUAAGAUUACAAUCCUCCUAUACCUUUUUAAAAAAUAAAGUGUCAUUUCCAGGUGAAAGACAACCAAACCCUGCUAAUGUCACUGAAAAACUCACCAUAUUACACUCAAUUCAAGGACCAAACUGGCGUCUGGGAGAAGCGAAUUGCCGACCUCGACCAAUACCUCCAACUAAUGAUGCAAAUCCAACGCAAAUGGGUAUACCUCGAGCCGAUCUUUGGCCGCGGCGCUCUACCCGCCGAACGUGCUCGCUUCCAACGUGCCGACGCCGAAUUCCGGUCGAUUCUGCACGAUGUGGGUCGGAACCCACGCCUCAUUCAUUUGGCCGGCGAAAAGAGUUUGGCCAAGAGCUUGGACGAGAUUUCGGAUCAGUUGGGCCGUUGCCAGAGGGCUUUGAACGACUUUUUGGAAGUGAAACGUGUAGCAUUCCCGAGAUUCUACUUCCUUGGCGACGAUGACCUUCUGGAAAUUCUGGGGCAGAGCACGAAUCCGAAUGUUAUUCAGAAUCAUUUGAAGAAGUUGUUUCAGGUAGGGGUGGAUUUGUUUCUUUUAAUCUUACAAGAAGCGAGAAGGGGGACAAGGGUAGGGGUGGAGUAGGGUAUGGUAAGAAUUUUUUUUUGUUUUUUUAACGAGAAGAGCAAGGAGGCUGGGGAAGGGGAGGGGUAUUUUUUAGUUUUAAUUUUACGUGUGGAGGGCGUGGGAAUAAGGGUGUAGGAUUUUAAAGGGUAGGGGCGCGAUCAGAAGUAGGUUGUUUAACUUAAAAACGGAGAGGGGGGGGGGGGGGUUUAGGAUCUAAAAAAUAUGAAGGGGGGAGGAGGUAGAAAAAACGUAAAAAUUUCAAAGCUUACUAAUAUCUAAGCUUACGCCUACUAACCCCAAGCGUACUAAACCUAAGUUCAGUAAUUUUAAGCCUAUUAAGCCUAAGCCUACUAAGCCUAAGCCUACUAAGCCCAAGCCUGCUAAUCCUACACCUACUAAGCAUUAGCCUACUAAGCCUAAGCCUACUAAGCCUAAGCCUACUAAGCCUAAGCCUACUAAGCCUAAGCCUACUAAGCCUAAGCCUACUAAGCCUAAGCCUACUAAGCCUAAGCCUACUAAGCCUAAGCCUACUAAGCCUAAGCCUACUAAGCCUAAGCCUACUAAGCCUAAGCCUACUAAGCCUAAGCCUACUAAGCCUAAGCCUACUAAGCCUAAGCCUACUAAGCCUAAGCCUACUAAGCCUAAGCCUAUUAAGCCUAAGCCUACUAAGCCUAUGCCUACUAAGCCUAAGUUUAGUUUGCUAAUGUGAUUAAAAACCACGUCUGCUGAAAUAAAGCAUGGUUUAUAAAUUGAUAUCUUAUAAAGUGACCGCAAUAAAACAAAAAAAUAUUUUGUGAUUACCUAAUAUCGCUGGUAUAACAAGGUAGCCUUAGAGAAAUCGCAAGAAAUCGUAUUGCGCAACGUUUUCUUAUGUAAUAUUGAUGGGUUAUAUAACACUUGCCUCGAUGUAAAACGACCCAACAAAUUACUGCGAGUGCUGGGAUUUGGCUUUAAAUUUCUGCGGGGGGUCAUGAAAAGAAUGGCAGCAAAAAUUUUCACAGUAAGUCUAAGCCUACUAAGUCUAAGCCUACUAAGCGUAAGCCUACUGAGCUUAAGCCUACUAAUUCUAAGCCUACUAAGCCUAAGCCUACUAAGCCUAAGCCAACUAGGGGUAAGCCUACUAAGCCUAAGCCUACUAAGCUUAAGCUUAUUAAGCCUAAGUUUAAGCCUACUAAAUCUAAGCCUAGGCCUACUAAGGGAAAUUACUAAGCUAUUUUCAGGGUAUCGAACGAGUAGUGUUUGACAAUGACAAGAAGACGAUCAGAGGAAUCAUUUCACCGGAAAACGAAACUGUAUCAUUGAUAAGGCCUGUCACAAUUGUGUCGGAUGUUGAGGUAGUUCUUAUUUCUUUUUUUAUAAAAUUUUUACAAUUUUUUUAAAAUUUUAGUUAGUUAUUAAGCCUAAAAGUUGGUUUUAAGCCUAAAAUUAGUCCUUAAGCCUAAAACUUAGUUUUUAGUCUAAAAAUUAGUUUUAAGCCUAAAGAUUCUUUUUUUUAACCUUAAAAUUAGUUUUUAAGCUUAAAAAUUCGUUUUAAGCCUAAAGAUUCUUUUUUUUAACCUUAAAAUUAGUUUUUAAGCUUAAAAAUUCGUUUUAAGCCUAAACUUGCAUUUAUAAGCCUAAAAAUUAGUUUUUAAGCCUAAAAUUUAGUUCUAAGCCUAAAGAUUAUUUUUUAUACAUAAAAUUUGUUUUUAAGCCUAAAAGUUCGUUUUCAAGCCUAAAAUUUAGUUUUAAGCUUAAAGAUUCUUUUUUAAGUCUAAAAAUUAGUUCUACGCCUAAAGAUUACUUUUCAAGCCUAAAAUUAGUUUUUAAGCCUAUAUUUUGAUUUUUAAUCUGAAAAAUUAAUUUUAAGCCUAAAAAUUAGUUUUAAGCCUAAAGAUUCUUUUUUAAGUAUUAAAUUAGUUUUUAAGCUUAGAAAGUGGUUUUUAAGCCUAUAUUUUGAUUUUUAAUCCGAAAAAGUAAUUUUAAGCCUAAAAAUUAGUUUUAAGUCUAAACUUGCAUUUAUGAGCCUAAAACUUAAUUAUAAGCCUAAAAAUUAGUUUUUAAGCCUAAAAUUUAGUUUUAAGCCUAAACUUGCUUUUAUAAGCCUAAAAAUUAAUUAUAAGUUUAAAAAUUAGUUUUUAAGCUUAAAAUUUAGUUUUAAGCCUAAAGAUUCUUUCUUAAGCAUUAAAUUCGUUUUUAAGCCUAAAAAUUAGUGUUUAAGCCUAAAAACUGUAGUUUAUACAAGAAAUGUCAUUUCAGACUACGAAAGUCAUUUUUAGGUUUAAAAAAGUUUUUUUUUGAUUUUUCCAUUUUAGAACUACCUAAAAUCUUUGGUGGACGAGAUCCGCUCAACACUAAAAAAGCUGUUAUUCGACUGUUUGGCCGAUGCCAACCUCGACCCAAGCCGAUACCCAACCCAAAUCGUAUGUUUGGCCGAGGAGAUUCGCUUCACUCAAGACGUGGAAGCCCUUCUGAACAAGCACGGUGAUCUACAGAACUUCAAGAAGACGCUGGAGACCCAGCUGGACCAGUUCACGAAUGUUACCGUAGAUGAUGUGUUGAUGGAUUUGAAGUUGAAGAGCUUGAUACUCGAUAUUAUCCAUCAUAUCAAGAUAGUGGAGCAGCUGAUCGAGUCUAAGGAUAGGUAAGUUACAGUAUAGUCAUGCGGAUAGGUAGGUUAUUGUCAUGACUCAUGAGGAUAAGGUCGUCAUACUGUAUUAAAUAUGGGUUGGAUUACGGUAGGGUUACUGUGGAUUAAGUUAAAGCUAAGAGAGGAUUACGGUAGAUAAUGGUAGGGCAGGGUUACUGUAGAAUCAUAUAAGGCUUAGAGAGGAUUAUGGUAGAAAACAGCAAGGCAGGGUUACUGUAGAAUAAGAUAAGGCCAAGAGAGGUUUGAAAAAGAUUACUGUAGAAAUAAGGGAAGGUAGAAUGACAUUAGGCUUAUUGUAGUUCAUAAAGAGUAGGCUUACGGCAGGGUUUUUGUAGCUUAAGAAGAGUAAGAUUAGAGAAAGAGGCAGCAAUACAGUGGGGUUACUGUAGAAUAAGAUCGGGCCCGACGAAUGCGGUAGAAAACGGGAGGGUAGAGUUACUGUAGAAUAAGACGAGACUAAUAGCUGAGUAUGAGGAAAGUUGGGCCAGGGUUAUUGUAGAUCCAACGCUGGUAGGCUUACUGUAGUUCAUGAAAGGUAGGGUUGUGGGCUAGGGCUAAGGCUGGGGCUAGGGCUGGGACUAGGGCUAGGGCUAGGGCUAGGGCUAGGGCUAGGGCUAGGGCUAGGGCUAGGGCUAGGGCUAGGGCUAGGGCUAGGGCUAGGGCUAGGGCUAGGGCUAAGGCUAGGGCUAGGGUUAAGGCUAAGGUUAAAGGCUAAGGCAGAACUAGGACUAAGCUUGGGGCUAGCGGUUGACACUUUUAAACUAACUAUGCCAUUUCAGAUCAAUAACCUCUUGGGCCUGGCAAAAGCAGAUUCGUUUCUACUUAAACGGUCAAGACGUGCUGAUCAAGCACGUUGAUGCAGAAAUACAGUACACCUACGAGUACCAAGGUUGUGCCGCCAAACUAGUACACACCCCCCUGACCGAUAAAUGCUACUUAACACUGACACAAGCUUUAAGCCUGGGCUUGGGUGGGAACCCGUUCGGUCCCGCUGGUACCGGUAAGACUGAAAGUGUCAAAGCCUUAGGCAAUUUGUUCGGUCGACAAGUACUGGUUUUCAAUUGUGAUGAAGGUAUCGAUGUGCAAGCGAUCGGCCGAAUGUUCAUUGGCUUGAUCCAAUGUGGCGCCUGGGGGUGCUUCGACGAGUUUAAUCGACUGGACAAGGAUGUGCUUUCGGCUGUUUCUAGCCAAAUUCAAACGUUACAGGUAGGGCAGGGCUUGGGAGGUACUGUAACAUGGACACGGGGUUGGGUCAGGGUAGGGUAAGGUAAAGUAGGUUAACCUAGGGUAGGGUAGGGUAGGGUUGGGUGAGGUAGGGUUGAGUAGGGUAGGAUAAGGCAGGGUAUGAUAGGGUAGGGUAUGGCAAUGUAUGGGGAGGUAGGGUAACUUAGGGUAGGGUAGAAUAGGUUUUUAGGGUUGAAAGUUAAAUUUUGGAAAAAUCAAUAAAUUUUGUGACAUUUCGUCAAAACUCGAUAUUUUAUUGGUAGAAUAGGGGUAGGGUGAGGUAAAGUAUGGUGAGGUAUGGUAAGGUAGGGUAGAAUAGGUUUUUAGGGUUGAAACUUACAGUUUGAGAAAAUCAAUAAAUUUUGUGACAUUUCGUCAAAAAUCGAUAUUUUUUGUGUAGGAUAUGUUACGGUGCUGUGAGGUAGGAUAGGGUAUUUUAAGGUGUGGUGAGGCAUGGUAAAAUACGGCUUUUCAUAUUUAGUGUUGAAAAUCAAAUUUUUGAAAAAUCAAUAACGGAUGUGACAUUUCGUCAAAAAGUCAAUAAGUUUUGUGGCUUUUCGUUAUUUUUUAAAAACAUAAAAUUGCGACAUAAAAUAUUAAUAUUCAUAUCUCAAAUGACCUUUUUGUAACUAAAAAUGUGAUUUUUAAACUUAAAAUGACACAUUUUUAGGACGCCAUAAAAAAUCGGUCAUCCUCAUGUCAACUCAAUAACCGUACAGUAAACGUCGACUUUAAUGCUGCCAUUUUUGUGACGUUGAAUCCGGUGGGCAAGGGCUAUGGUGGAAGGCAGAAGUUGCCGGACAAUUUGAAACAACUCUUUCGACCGGUCGUUAUGAGCAAGCCUAACAAUGAACAGAUCGCUGAGACAUUGCUGUUUGCUGAAGGCUUCAAGAAGGCUAAGGAAAUGGCUACCAAGAUUGUCACUGCUUUCGAAAUGAGCCGGUAAGUAGAGGGGGUGGGUAGGGUAAAGUAGAGGAGAUAGAGUUUGGUAAGGUAGGGUAAGGUAGGAUAGGGUAAAGUAGGGCAGUUUUGGUUGUUUUAGGCUUAAUAUGAGAAGUGUUUGGCUUAUUAUGACUAUUUUUAGGCUUAUUGUGGCUGUCUAGGUUAAUAUGAUUACGGUUAGGCUUAAGAUGAUCGUUUUUAGGCUUAAGAUGACCGUUUUUAUGCUUAAUAUGGCUACUUUUAGGCUUAAUAUUAUCAAUUUUAGGCUUAUUAUGGCUGUCUAUGGUUAAUAUGAUUACGGUUAGGCUUAAGAUGACCGUUUUUAGGUUUAAUAUGACUGUUUGUUAGGCUUAAUAUUAUCAAUUUUGGGAUUAUUAUGGCUAUUUUAAGGCUUAUUGUGGCUAUCUAUGGUUAAUAUGAUCACGGUUAGGCUUAAUAUGACUAUUUUUAGACUUAAUAUGACCAACUUUAGGCUUAUUAUUAACAUUUUUAUUCUUAAUAUUACUAUUUUUAGGCUUAGUAUUACUAUGUUUAGGCCUAAAGCGUUUAGUUUUGGGCAUUUUUAGGCUUGAAACAUUCAUUUGUAAAGGCUUAACAUGACUUGUUUUAGGCUUAACAACCUCAUUCUAUCCUAAUCAAUAUCUCAUUUAGGCUUAGUAUGAGCACAUACAGCCAAAAAAUAUUAAAGUGUAUAUUUCUGCCAUUUCCAGCGACCUUCUGAGCAUUCAACAACACUACGACUGGGGCCUGCGCUCAAUGAAAACCGUCCUCAAAGGCUGCGGCUCGGCGUUGGCGGCAGCUCGCGGCCAAGACAUAAAUGAAGAAAAGCUGGUCCUCCACACCCUGAUGUUAUCCACCCUCUCCAAGCUCACGUUCGCUGAUUUCAAGCGAUUCAACGCCCUGCUCAGCGACGUUUUCCCGAAAAUCGACGCGGAAAUCGGUCGAUUCGAGGAAUUGACCGAAAACGCGAAAAAAUCGACCGAAAACCGAAAUUUCGAACUGACCAACGACCAGUUGACUAAAAUCAUCGAGCUAAAUGAACAGCUAAGCCGCCGCAUGGGUGUGGUCAUCGUCGGACCGCCGGGCAGUGGGAAAUCAACCCUGUGGCGGGUGCUGAAGGAGGCCAUGGAGAGGAUGGGCACGAGUGUCAGUUUAUACACCAUGAACCCUAAGGCGAUGCCGAAAUCAAAGUUUUUGGGUAAGUAGAGGGUUGAAAAUGACAUUUUUGGCGUUUCUUACGAAUUGACGAAAUGUCACAAAAUUUACCGAUUUUUUGAUGAAAUGUCACAAAGUUUAUGGAUUUUUUGAUUCUUUGGUUAUGUAUAGGGUUAGAAAUGGCAUUUUUGGCAUUGUACAACAUUUUUUACAAAUUAACUAAAUGUCACUAAAUUUAUCGACUUUUAUUACGAAGUGUCACAAAAAUUAUUGAUUUUUUAAAAAUGUCAGUUUUUGGUCAUAAAGUUUGUAGAAAAACAAAAUUUUACAAUACUAUGGCAAGAAAUUUCUUUACAAAGCAAAAAAUCGCGAAAACUUUCUUUACAAAACAGAAAAUGGUAAGAAAUUUCUUUACAGUACACAAAAUGGCAAGAACUUUCUUUACAAAGCGUAAAAUGACAAUAACUUCCUUUACAAAACAAAAAAUGCUAUAAAUGGCGCAAACGUUGACAAAAUAGCAUAUGUACUGGUGUAACGUAAUGUCAGAAAACUUGUAGAUUUUUUGACGAAAUGCCACAAAAUUUAUUGAUUUUUUACAAAAUGCCACAAAUUUUAUCGGUUUUUUGAAAAACGUCUCAUUUCAGGUGAAAUGAAUCUAGACACCCGAGAAUGGACGGACGGCGUCCUAACCACGGUCGCUCGUGAGGUGGUCAAGGAUGUUCAGAAGCGUUGUUGGAUCGUGUGUGACGGUGACGUCGAUCCGGACUGGAUCGAGGCCUUGAAUAGUGUCUUAGACGACAAUAAGCUGUUGACCAUGCCCACAGGGGAAAGGAUUCAAUUCAGUGACAAUGUCAAUUUCAUAUUCGAGACGGAUGACCUGAGGCACGCGUCGCCAGCUACCAUCUCGAGGAUGGGCAUGAUCUACAUAAGUGACGAACUGAUUACUGUAGCAUCACAUAUUAGCCGGCUGGCAAGGUUUAAAAAUAUGUCAUCAAAUGUGACAAAUUGGCUUAAUGACACUUUGCUUGAGGCGAUAAGAUGGGCUAAGAAGCAUACCGACCAGUCGAUUAGUCAAGUUGCGAUUGUGGAGAAUGUGGUAUCGUUGACAUACGAUGCGGAGACUGUAGAUGAGUUUAAAGUUGGUCUACUGAGGGGUCUACUGCCAUGUGUCAACAUGGACAACUUCAAGGCAUUGGCUGAGGAUGUAGGUUUUAUUUCAAAUUUUCGAAAUUUUUUUAAAAUUUGAAAAAAACGUACAGUAGGAAUUACAGUACAUUAGAGUAGGAUAUGGUAAAGGGCCGUGGUAGGGUAGGGGUACCAGUAGUACUAUUAUUAGUGGUACCAAUAAGGGUAGAGGUAGGAGAAAAGUUAUUACAGGUUUUAUAAAAUUAUGUUAGGAGUACCACUAGUACCAUUAGUAUCAGUAAGGGUAGGGGUGGGCGUAAGGGUAACACUAAGAACAGGAGAAAGGAAGGGUUCUACUAGUACCAUUAGUACUAGUAAGAGCAAAGCAGGGGAAGGAUACCACUGGUACCAUUAGUACUAGUAAGGGUAGGUGGAGUUGGGCUGGGAUAGGAGUAUCAUUAGUACCAUUGAGGGCAGGGGAGAAAGGUUAAUGCAGGGGUUAGGUUAGGAGUAAGUGGUAGUAAGGGGUAAUAGGAGGAGUAUUAGAGGGUAGCGCUACGCUUAUAAUCUUCAUAGGCUUAUUAAAAACUAAAAUGUGUCAAAAAAGCCUAAAUUUUAUAAAAUUUUAGGUAAUAUUCCAAGGUCAACCCCUGCCAACCCCUUCAAACCCACUAAACGUAUAUUACGAUAGUAAUUCCAUGUCUUUACAAUCAUUUUCCGACGAUACCUACUCCAAUGUCACUCUAAAUGACAUGAAAUACGAAGAGAAACGACCCACAAUUCUGACUUCGAGGAUGAAAAUCGCUCAAAAUACAGUAUCCAAGUGGCUUCAGGAAGGGAAUCGAGAGUCGUUUUGUGUGUUAGGACCAGAUGGAAGUGGAAAGGACCAAUUGUUACGAGGAUCGUUUGCCCAACAUUACAAAAGUGCACUAGUUAGGCUUAAUUGUGGGGCUAGAACAAGGUAAGAAGUGUUUGGUACGGGUGGUACUGUAGUGUUUAAUAGGUGUUUGAGUGGUACUAUAGAGUGUACCAGGUGUGCCAUUUGGUUUUUUUUUCGAAAAAACAUUUUUGUUAAUUUUUUGAAAAUUUUUGAAGUAUGGUACUAAAAUGUGUACCAGUGGUACCAAUAAGUGUACUAGUGGUACCAAAAAGUGUACUAUGUGUACCACUUUAAAAAAAGUUUUUUUGGUAGUGUAAUUUUUGAAGCUUAUUUAAGGUUUUUUGGAAAGUGGUACUAUUGGUACUCAAAAGUGUACCAGUAGUGCCAAGUGUACCACUUGAAAUUUUUUUUGUUUUUAAGAAUGAGGUUUAAAGGAACUUUGAACUUUUUCCAAAAAUGGUACUGGUGGUUUCAAAAAGUGUACCAGUAGUACCAAGUGUACCACUUGAAAUUUUUUUUGUUUUUAAGAAUGGGGUUUAAUGGAAUUUUGAACUUUUUCUAAAAAUGGUACUAAUGGUUUCAAAAAGUGUACCAGUAGGACCAAGUGUACCACUUGAAAUUUUUUUUGUUUUUAAGGAUGGGGUAUAAAGGAAUUUUGAACUUUUUUCAAAAAUGGUACUGGUGGUUUCAAAAAGUGAACCAGUACGACCAAUAGCACCAAAAAUUCGCCUAAAAAUGUAAACUAUACAAUGCCAUUUUAAGUGCCACAGACAUAAUGGACCUACUAAUCCGCAACUGUGUCCAAACCCAAUCAGCGGCCGGUCGAUCGCUGCGGCCGAAAGACAAGGACAACCUAAUUUUAUACCUAAAAUCCAUCGACCUGAUCCAGCAAGACAAAUACGGUAGUUCAGUUACGGUAUCCUUCCUGGAAGACAUUCUACAUUACCACGGCUUCUACGACAACAACAAUGACUGGACCAACUUGGAGAAUAUUCAAAUCGUCUGCACGUUUGCCUACCCACCAUCAGCCGGUCGGUCGAUAAUAUCGACCAGAUUCAUAUGCUCGUCCAGGUUGAUGUUCAUGGAUCCGCCGGUUAAUGAGGAGCUGAUAGUGCUCACUUCCGCUUAUCUACAGCCGAUUAUUGGGGUAAGGGGAAAGUUUUGUCGCUUUUUGCUAUUUAUUUGGAUGGAAAAAAGCGACAGGACUUUUUUUGAAAAACAAAAAAUGAAGAAAUGGCGAGAACUUUCUUUACAAAACGAAAAAUGGCAAGAACUUUCUUUACAAAUCAUAAAAUGGCAAGAACUUUCUUUACAAAGUAAAAUUAAAUAAAAACGCAAGAACUUUCUUUACAAAACAACAAACGACAAGAACUUUCUUUACAAAACAAGAAAUGGCAAGGACUUUCUUUCCAAAACAAAAAAUGGCAAAAACUUUUGUAAUAUCAGUAAAAAAAUUAAAUUUUGACGAAAUGUCACAAAAUUUAUUGAUUUUUACGAAAUGUCACAAAAUUUAUUGAUUACUAAUUUUAAAUAGCUAAAUAAAGUUUUUCUUGACAUUUCAGGAUCAAUUAGGCUCAUCAUCGCGAGUCGAGGCCUUUGCUUCGUCACUAGUACAAGCCUACAUCAGAAUCAAAGAUAUCUUGGCAUCAGCGACUCAAACUCACUAUGACUUUUCGACCAGAGAUCUCAUCAAUUGGAUACUGUCCUUUAUGCGAUAUGGGUUCGAUGGUAAGUUUUUAGUCUAUUCUACCGUACCCUACCCAACUCAACACUACCUUACCGUAUCCUACCGUACCUUACCCUGCCCUACACUACCCUACCGUAUCUUACUCUAUCUUACCGUACUCUACCCUACUGUACCCUACUGUACCCUACCGUACCAUACCCUACCCAACUCUACACUAUCCUACCAUACCCUACCCUACCCUACCCUACCUUACCCUACCCUACCCUACUUACCCUACCGUACCUUAGCGCACCCUACCCUAUUCUACCCUACCCUACCCUACCCUACCCUACCCUACCCUAUCCUACAAAGCGAAUUGGUACACAUUAUACUAAAUUGGUACCACUAAGACCAAACGGUACCAUUAGUACCACUUUUUAAAAUUUUUUAUAAAUUUUAUUUCUGCCACCUUCUAGCUGACAAUAUAUCUACCAUGCUACCAUUAGCCAGCGCAUUCGAAGCCAACAUCAUUUUUAUCGACCGGUUGAUAAACCAAGACCACAAAACGCAAUGUCAACAAAUAAUCAAUGAGACAUUCCGCACCGGGAAGGAGUGCCAUUUCGCGCCGAUUCAAGGCGCUUUCCAAUGGCGCCAGUCGGUCAUGGGCAAACCGAUGCGACCGGUCGAUAAGUCGGAGUAUGUGGCACAGCUGAGCAAGGCAGUGAAUCGAUAUGAGUUUGAGGUGUCUGGGUUCCCAUAUGUGCUGUCAGAUGACAUGGUCAACCUUUGUUUGUCGCUGGAUAGGACUUUGAGCUUGUCGGGUAAGGGCUGGAAAGAAAGUUCUCGUCAUUUUUUGGUUUGUAAAGAAAGUUCUUGCUAUUUUUUGUUUUGGAAACAAAGUUCUUGCCAUUUUUUGUUUUGGAAAGAAAGUUCUUGCAAUUUUUUGUUUUGGGAACAAAGUUCUUGCAAUUUUUUAGUUUGUAAAGAAUGUUCUUGCAAUUUUUUGUUUUGUAAAUAAAGUUCUUGCCAUUUUCUGUUUUGUAAAGAAAUUUUUCGCCAUUUUUCGAUUUGUAAAGAAAGUUCUUGCCAUUUUUUGUUUUGGAAACAUAGUUCUUGCCAUUUUUUUUUGGAAAGAAAUUUCUUGCUAUUUUUAUUAUUGUGAAAGCAGUGGAAAAGUUUUGUCGUUUUUGUCGAUGCAAAGCUUAAGUAAAUGACGACAAGACUUUUUUUGAGGCUGAAACCUUCAUUCUUAUGUCAUUCACGUAAUUCUGUGCCCUCUAGUAACAAUUUUUUACGUUGAAAACAUGUUUUCAGGGGGCACAGAAUUAUGUAAACAGUUUAGUCGCUUAUAUUACGUGUUUAAAAACCGUAUUUUAGGAGGUCACAUCUUCAUGGCCGGCUUCUCGGACCGUAUGAAUCGUGCCGUAGCCUCACUGAUCGCUCAUCAACAUGGUCUUCGCACCUUCUCACCUCGAGUAUCAUCCAAUUAUGGCCUGAAAAACUUUUGCAACGACCUGAAACAAGCCAUAACCUACGUCGUGUUGGAGUCGGAGCCAGCCGUCUUUAUCCUGGAGGACUAUCAGAUCCUGGAAGAGACCUUUCUACAGUACGUGAACCAAAUCUUGAGUACGGGCACAGCACCCGGCCUGUUCACUGGCCAAGAGUUUGAACAAAUGAGUGGUCAGCUGAGGGAAAUGGCCUCGGCUGAUGGCUUUGACGGGGAAUUGACAGAGUAUUUUACGUACAGUAAGCGUUUUUAUAUUUUUAUAUUAAAGUAGAAACCUUGAAGCAUCUUUUCUGUCAUUUUCACGCCUUUGGGUGCACUUUAAAAUGGCAGAAAUUACAUUUUUUGCGAAAAAAUGGCCAAAAACGGCUAUUUUUAUGAAAUUUUCGGCCUUUUUUGAAAAUUUUUACUAUUAAUACCUAAAAUUGUUAACAAAAGUAGUUUACAUGUAUUUUAGAGUUAUGCCCUUUGAUUUAAAAACAAAAUAAAAUAGUAUUUUAUACCUAAAAAGCACACAAAAGUGACUUACAUCCAGCCGGAUUCGAACCAACGCUAAAAAAUUAGCGUUCUUCACUGAUUUUUUGACGUUUUUUGCCAUUUUUAAAAGUCACGCAUAAUUUUUUUUGUCAAAAAAGGAUUUUCCAGUAUUGUAGGAUUACAUUAUUUUACAAUAGCUAAAAAUAUUGACACUCAUUACAUAAAAAUCUCAAAACGUUGACUUACAUCCAGGUCGAUUCGAACCAACGCUAAAAAAUUAGCGUUUUUCACGGAUUUUUUAACAUUUUUCGCAAUUUUUCAAAGUCAUGCUUUAUCUUUUUGGGCCAAAAAGGAUUUUUCAGUAUUUUAAGAUUACAUUCUGUUACAAUACAACUAAAAAAAAUUGACACUUAUUACAUAAAAGGCUCAAAACGUUGAUUUACAUCCAGCCGGAUUCGUACCUUAGCACUUCAUAAGACUCACGCUCUAACCGAUUGAGCUAUGGCGGCACAUAAUUUUAAAAUUACCGGAAAUUGGCUUACCCUACCCUACUAUACUCUGCUUUAUCUUACUUUGCCCAAUUGUACCCUAUCUAUAAAUAUUUUUUAAAAUUUAAAAUUUCUUGAAAAAAUUUUUUGAAAUUUUGAAUUUUUUUUGAAAAAUUCGUACUUUUUUAGAAAUCAAGAGAAAUUUGCAUAUUGUGGUAAUAUUGGACACAGACCAUUCGAACUUUGGCUUGAGACUUCAAACGAAUCCAUCUUUGUACAAGUUUUGCUGUGUCAUAUGGAGAAUUGAGCCGGAUUCGGAAGUUUUGAAGCAGGUAGGCUUGUGCCUUCAUUUUACACUUAAAACUGACAUUUUAUAAAAGCUAUGGACUUUUAAAGGUUAUUAGGCUUAAGUUAUAGGCUUGAGCAACCUAUAAAACAAUUUUAGGUUUAAAAUACAGACUACAUCUUUUUAGGCUAAAAAAUGAUGUUUAAGUUAUUAGAUUAGAUUUCGAAGAGUAUUAGGCUUAAGUUAUAGGCCUAAAGAUGUUGAAAAUUAACUUUAAACUUAAAACGACGACUUUAUCUUUUUAAGCCUAAAAAUGCUUUUUUAAAUAUUAAAUCGAAUUUUUAACGUUAUUAGGCUUAAGAUAUAAUCAUAAAGAUGCUAAAAACAAUUUUAGGCUUAUAAAACGUACUUUUCCUUUUUAGGCUUAAAAGUGAUGUUAUAGAUAUUCAAUUGCAUUUUAAAGGUUUAAGUUAUAGGCCUAAAGAUGCUAAAAACCAAUUUCAAGCUUAAAACGACGACUUUAUGUUAUUAGGCUUAAAAAUGACGUUUUAGAUAUCAAAUUGAAUUUUUAACGUUAUUAGGCUUAAGUUAUAGGCCUAAGAAACCCAUAAAACAUUUUUAGGCUUAAAUUAUUAAUAUUUGAUGUUUAGGCUUAUAAAUGGUGUUUUAGAUAUCAACUUAAAUUUUAAAUCUUAUUAGGCUUAAGUUAUAGGCCUAAGAAAACUACAAAACAAUUUUAGGCUUAUAAUGACAAUUUUUUAUUUUUAGGUUUAAAAAGGAUGUUUUAGGUAUUGAACUAUAUUUUAAACGUUAUUAGGCUUAAGCUAUAGGCCUAAGAAACCCAUACAACAAAUUUAGGCUUAAAGUAUUAAUUUUUCAUUUUUAGGCCUAAAGCCUAUGAUAAUAUCACUCCCUUUCAGAUAGUAAAACUCUCUCUCGAACAAUCUCAACUGCCAGUACGUACCGACCACCCCGACCUACUGUACAAUAUCUACCAUAAAGCGCCGGAAAAAACUCGGAUUUUGCCCAAAUUUUCCGCUUUUGUCCAGAAUUUUGUCCAGAUUUACAAACUCAAGUCUACCAUGGUGAAUGAGCGGCUACAACGCCUGAAGGCGGGGGUGAACAAGCUGAACGAAACGAGAGAACAAGUCGGUAAAAUGCAGAAGAAAGCGGCCAAGAAGUCCAAAUUAUUGGCCGAAAAACAGGAAGAAGCGGACAAUGCUCUGGCUAUGAUCACUCAAAGCAUGACUGUAGGUUACUGUAACUACCACUACUUCUAUUCCCGGCCUUACUGGUGCUCAUGGCGCUAGUGGUAUCUCUAACUCAGGCUUAUUUCUACCCCUACUCUUAAUUCUACCCUUACUAGUACUAAUGGUAUUAGGGGUAUCCUUAUUCCUGCUAUCACUGGUACUAGUGGUACCCUUAUCUCAGUUUUCUUAUCUUACUGGUACUUGUUGUAGUAGUGGAACCUCUAUCCGAGCCCUACUUUUACUAGUAGUAAUGGUACAGUUGGAACCUUAAUUCUAUCCCCACGGUUACCUCUACUCUUACUGGUACAAAUGCUAAUGGUACUAGUGAUACCCCCCCCCCUUAACUUUACUCUUGAUUCUACCCUUACUUUUGCUCUUAAUGGUACUAUUGAUGCAAGUGGUUCCCUACCCAGCCUUACCCUUACCUUUUCUUAUUACCCUAGCCUGACUCACCCUUACCAUCAGUAGGGUACAUUAGAGUAGGACACUCUAGUGUAUCCUACGGUAUCUGUCCUACAAUACUUUACUUUCUCAUACUAUAGCGUAUAAUAACUUACUGUAUUAUCUUUCACUUUUCUUUGUCUUACACAAAGAAGUACUGUCAAUUUUAAAAAGCCAGAAGGAACGUGCCGCCAUAGCUCAGUCGGUUAGAGCGUGGGUCUAAUAAGCCCAAGGUCGCAGGUUCGACCCCUGCUGGCGGCAAGUCACUUUUUGACGCUUUUUAUAGCUAAAAUUGACAUAGUUUUCAGUAUUUUCAUAAUUUAGGCAUAUCAAAAAAUGUCAUAUCUUGUAAUUUUUAACUUUUAUAACAUUAAAAAUGACAUAUUACCUUUUUAGGGUGCAAAAGAACAACGAGCUGACAUGGAACAGUUGAGAGAAGUGACAGAGAAGGAGAGCCAACACAUAGAAGAGCAGAAGAAACUGAUCGAAGAACAGCUAAAGGAUGUGGAGCCGUUGCUUAAGGUAAGAAAAACACAUUUUUUCUGCUAAAACUUUUUAAAAAUGAACGAAAUGUCACUAAUUUUAUUGGAUUUCUGACUAAGUGUCACAAAAAUUAUUGAUUUUCAGAAAAUGAUUUUUUUGAUCAUGAGGUUAGUAGAAAAAUGA
Messenger RNA from Bursaphelenchus okinawaensis, 25498 nucleotides. NCBI's taxonomy places the organism in Eukaryota, Metazoa, Nematoda, Chromadorea, Rhabditida, Aphelenchoididae. The record is from the annotation of a GenBank genome assembly.